AAAUCCAGCAGCUUGAAGAGGCUUUGAGAGUCACAUCAGUGGAAACAUGUCAGACAAGCUCGUGUGUGUCGUUGAUUAUGAACUCCAAGCUAAAAGACUUUUACCAAAGUCAGUUUUUGAUUAUUAUUUCUCUGGAGCAGAUGAGCAGCAGACUUUAAGAGAUAAUGUAGCCGCGUUCUCAAGGUGGCGCAUUUACCCUCGUGUGCUCAGAGAUGUGUCCACAGUGGACAUGUCCUGUACAGUUCUGGGACAGAGAGUCAGUAUGCCCAUCUGUGUGGCGGCUACUGCCAUGCAGCGGAUGGCUCAUCCUGAUGGUGAAACAGCCACUGCUAGAGCUUGCCUGUCUGCUGACACAGGUAUGAUGUUGAGUUCAUGGGCAACCUCCACUAUAGAGGAAGUAGCGGCGGCCGCCCCUGGAGUCGUGCGCUGGAUGCAGCUGUACAUUUAUAAAGACCGGGCACUGACUCAGUCACUGGUCAGGAGAGCAGAGGACGCUGGGUAUAAGGGUAUCUUUGUCACAGUGGACACACCUUAUCUUGGCAGGCGACGCGAUGACGUGCGCAACCGAUUUAAGCUGCCCUCUCAUUUGAGGAUGGCCAAUUUUGAAUCCCCCGAUUUAGCGUUCUCCUCAAAAGAGGGUUACGGUGAGGACAGUGGCCUAGCGGUCUACGUGACUCAGGCGAUAGAUCCCACAGUGAAAUGGGAGGACAUCGCUUGGCUAAAAACAAUGACUUCUCUGCCCGUGGUGGUCAAAGGGGUUUUGAGAGCUGAAGAUGCCAAAGAAGCUCUGAAAUAUGGGGUGGAUGGAAUACUUGUGUCAAACCACGGAGCACGACAGCUUGACGGGGUUCCAGCCACCAUUGAUGCCUUGCCUGAAAUCGUGGAGGCCGUAGAGGGCAAGGUGGAAGUGUUCCUGGAUGGAGGGGUACGCACAGGCACAGAUGUGCUGAAAGCUCUGGCGCUGGGGGCUAAAGCUGUCUUUGUCGGGAGACCCGUCCUGUGGGCACUGGCCUGUGAGGGCGAUAAAGGUGUCAGUAAUAUGCUGCAUUUACUACGAGAGGAGCUACACCUUGCACUAGCGCUUACAGGAUGUUGCUCGCUGGAGGAAGUCGACAGAUCACUUUUGAGAAGAUCUGAACUCACUUCAAGGAUCUAAAGACGACUGCUUGCUACCAGUGAUUGGAGCAACUGCUAGUGCUAUUCAAAUGAACUCAGGACAGAUUUAAGCAUUAAGAAUAAAACAUGUCUAAAGUCAGUGAUUCAUGUCAAAUUUAAAAUAAAUGCAUGUUCAAAAGAAUUGUAAAAAUAUAUUAAAAGCACUCUUUUUUUUCCCAUCAGUUUCUAGUUUGUACAAACCUACCACACAUGACCACCAAUAAUCAUUCCUCAUUGCUUAAUGCAUGUAAUGUUCAGUAAUCUGGUCCAGUUUCCUCACUGUCUGAACACUGACAACAGACUAGAUAUUUAAAGGAAUAGUUCACCAGAAAAUGAAAAUAAUGUCACACUCUCCCUCAUGUUGUUCACGUCCUGUAUGGCCUUCUUCCUUGGAAUCCCAAAGCCACUCAUUCAAAGCCAUUGUUUGACUUCGGAAGACUUGGAAUAUAGAGAACAAGUCACGUGGACUACUUGUAUGGUGCUUAUUUGUCCUUUUUUUGGAGCAGGACAGCCUGUGGUCAGUGUGCACUGUCAUUACAUGGAAAAGUUUAGCUCAGAGAUUCUUCUAAGCAUUUGUGUUCCAUGGAAGUAAGAAAGUCAAAAUGGUUUGGAAUGACAUGAGGGUGAGUAAAUGAUGAAUUCUUGGACAAACUAACCCUUUAAAUCAAUGUAAACGGCAAUGUAACCAAUUCAAGCAAGUCACCGUUUCUCAAAGCAUUUGUUUUGCAGUACUAUUUUAUUUUCUAUUAUGUUAUGGAUUAGUAAAACUAUGAAUAAUAAAUGAAGAUUAGUGACUGUUGAUCAUGUUUUUAUUUUUCCUUAAGCAAGACCCAAUCGAUACAUGUUUAUGUUGUCUCGAUAAAGCAAGCAU
Molecule: messenger RNA, 2026 nt
Organism: Xyrauchen texanus (razorback sucker)
Lineage: Eukaryota; Metazoa; Chordata; Actinopteri; Cypriniformes; Catostomidae
Gene: hao1
Product: hydroxyacid oxidase (glycolate oxidase) 1
Exons: 8
Coding region: 47-1156 (369 amino acids)
Molecular function (GO): FMN binding; oxidoreductase activity
Source: RefSeq, a predicted model, not a curated record